AUGUCAAAUCGACGAAAUUCAGUAACUAAUGCAGCCUUUGAAAUUCGGUUUGUUGAUGAUUCGGCGUUAGAAGUAGUAGAACUUACUCCUGAUCGAAUAUCACCUGAACGCCAUAUUCCGGAUCCCUUUAGAAAGCGUGACAAAAUUCCACGUAAUUCUGGAAGUUAUUCCGCAACAACUGUAGCUCCAGAGCCAUCAUCAACACUAGGCAAGGAUUCACCGACAAACAAAAAUUAUGGUAGCUCAAAUUCAAAAAUUCCCACGCGGAAAAUAUAUGGCACUGGCAGAAGGUCAAGGACUGAUCCGUUGCCAUCACAACAGCGCAUGUCCAAUGCUUCUAUGGAUGAUUCCGAUACGUCAUCCACAGCAACAACGGAUUAUAAAUAUAAUUUUCUAAAUGGUCGAAUAUCACAACAACAUCGGCAGCAACAAAAUGUAAAAUAUAAAAAUAAAAAACGGGCUUUUUCUGGAGAUGAAAGUGAACAAGAGAUACCUAAAAAAUAUUCAAAGGACAAUUAUAACAUUGAUAAUGCUGUAAUGAAUGAACGGACUAUAUCAGCCUCACCUUCAUUCACCGCAGAUAAAAAUAAUUAUAGUAAUUAUUCUAAUCGUGUUGAUGGUCUAACUACUCCACCUGCUACACCUCCAAGAUCAAUCACACCAACCAAUAAUAGGACAGAUUCAUACGCUACUGCCGAACCGUCACCAAGAAAUAGUUCGAUGAUAAUUGAUCAAACGGUACUUUCAGAUAAUUCUUCAUCGUACACUGUUGCAUCUGAAACAACCGCUAUAUCAACACCACCCCAUAGCCGUAGGUUACCCCCGAUUUCCACAUCUCCCACAACUCUAGCAUCCGCAACAAAUGAUGAUGAUGUUGAACUUUCGCCGUCAGAUGAACUUCCUCCCCCCAAAAAACAAAUUAUACCUCAUGACGAGGUUAUUAUACCAACUGUUGCAAAACGGUUGAAAAAGAAAGAACAAUUUAAUGAAUCUCAGCGAUACUCGACUCCGAAUUCACCGACUGAACAAGGGUACACAGAUGUUACCGAUUAUGUGGAAGACUUAUUCGAUUCUGCUAAAAAAUAUCCUACUUAUCCUCGACGAAAAACAUCAACCCCUACUUCUACUCCUACAACUCGACGUGGUACACGAUCUCGGCAAAAUUCAGCGGCAUCUAAAACGCGACCUAUUGUUAAUACUAACAAUAAUAAAUCCCAGACACCACCUCGUGUUGUCACUGCUAAUGCUCGACCACAACAAAUAAUAAAUAAUCAGAAUAAUGAGAUUGAGGAUAAUGAAGGAGAGCUUUCGGGUAAUGGUAAUUCGGCCGCUGAUACGGCAGUCAUGAAUACAUCUGAUACGGGCGCAGCUGAGGAUCCAAUGAGGGUUGGACGAAGGGCUCGUAGGGAAGAGUGGGUUAUGGUGAUGAGAGAUGAAGAAGAGGGUGACGUGAGUGGAAGUUAUGGCGACGAAAAGUCCGAAAAAUCAACCUCAACAACUUGGAACGGACAGCCAUCAGAAAAUGAAAUUGAUCAAUCUGGAGGAGAUACUCAAGCUUCUCCAGCAAAGGCAGAUACUAUCAAUCCCAAGAUUGUGCUCACAUCAGACGAGCACAACGCAAGACCGCUCACACUCGAGCUACAGAGCACCCAAACAAAUUCAGAAAACCAUUAUAAUAGUUCAGAGGCAACAAGUACCACUCCCAAGAGAAACGGCCGCGACAACAGCAGCAGUAGCGGUCAAAAAGUAACCUCAUUUCCGUUGACACCGUCUGGGACACGUUCUGUAACGUCUACGCCACGAAAAACCGAAUAUGGUGAUCGUUUCAUUCCUUUACAUAUACACGAUCCUGCUGUGGAGUUUCAGAGGUUGACACCUCCUAUUACAAAGUCGAAACGGAAGUAUAAUGCGGGAGAUAGGACGCCUGAAACGAGAUCUUAUAGAAAAGAUGAUGAUAAAGACGUUCUAUACAGGGCAGUCCUCGAAAACACAAUGUUUCCUGACAAUGACCUGCCGGACGACUCUCUAAACAUACAACAAACAUUGUCAUCGACUCCACGAAGCCAAACCCUAUUAAAGUUUCGUAGUCCAUCUAACACGCCAAGAUCACUAAUGCCUAUCGAUUCGCCGAAUCGUGAAGUGUAUUCUGUGAGUCCGAUUUCGAUGGGUGCGCAGAAUAUUUUGGAAAAUACUCGUCAGGCGACGAGACAAGUUACCGAACGUGGCCUUUAUAAAGUUUUAGAUGCCCCUAAUAUUCGGGAUGAUUUUUACCUCAACGUUUUAGACUGGUCUUCGACGAAUUUUAUAGGAGUUGCACUCGAUAAUGAAGUAUUCCUGUAUAAUGUUCGGUCCCCAUCGGUCACAACCUUAGCUCAGCUCAAGUAUCCAGAAUAUGUAUCAUCUGUAAAUUGGAGUAUAGAGGGUACUCAUAUCGCAAUCGGUACAAAUCGAGGGAUUGUCCGUAUAUAUGAUGUCUGUCGCAUGAAAAUGGUCAGGAAAUCCUCUAAUCAUAAUCUAAGAGUCGGGUGUCUAGCAUGGCAAAAAAAUAUUUUGACUACUGGUAGUCGUGAUGCGAAUAUUUAUCAUAUUGAUGUCAGAUCUCCUGAACCUUUCAUAGGAUGUCUGAAUGCACACACACAAGAGAUAUGCGGAUUGAAAUGGAGUCAGGACGAGCAAUUAGCAAGUGGUGGUAACGACAAUAUUUUGCACAUCUGGGAUCAACGAAAACCAAGUCCGUUGUACAGUCUGAGACACAAGUCCGCUGUAAAAGCAAUCGCGUGGAGUCCUCAUGCGCGAAGUCUCAUAGCUAGCGGAGGUGGAUCUCAGGAUCAACGCAUUCGGUUUUGGACCACAUAUACUGGUCGUAAUAUAGCAAGCUAUCUCACAGGAUCCCAAGUGACCAAUCUCGCAUGGUCUGAACAAGUGAAUGAGUUAGCCUCUACGCAUGGAUACAGUAGAAAUGAAGUUGUUGUGUGGAAGUAUCCGUCGAUGGACGAAUUAGUUUGUCUGACUGGACAUAAGAGUCGUGUCUUGUAUCUUGCUGCAGCUCCGGAUGGCCGUUCAAUUGUGACUGGUGCUGGUGAUGAGGUGCUUCGUUUUUGGAAUGUGUUUAGCCAAAAGAAGCAGAAAACCUCCGAAUCUACAAUUUCGCUGCGCAAUUUCGUCAUUCGCUAA
Ambispora gerdemannii is the source of this 3174-nucleotide messenger RNA. The record is from the annotation of a GenBank genome assembly. NCBI's taxonomy places the organism in Eukaryota, Fungi, Glomeromycota, Glomeromycetes, Archaeosporales, Ambisporaceae.